AUGUAUAAAAUGGAGUAUUCUUACCUAAAUUCCUCUGCCUACGAGUCAUGUAUGGCCGGGAUGGACACGUCGAGCUUGGCAUCGGCCUACGCGGACUUCAGCUCGUGCAGUCAGACCAGCGGCUUCCAGUACAAUCCCAUCAGGACCACUUUCGGGGCCACCUCCGGCUGUCCGUCCCUCACGCCGGGGUCCUGCAGUCUGGGGACCCUGCGGGAUCACCAGAGCAGCCCGUACGCCGCAGUUCCUUACAAACUCUUCACGGAUCACGGCGGACUGAACGAGAAGAGAAAGCAGAGGCGCAUCCGGACCACGUUCACCAGCGCGCAGCUGAAGGAGCUCGAGCGGGUUUUUGCCGAGACCCACUACCCGGACAUCUACACCAGAGAGGAGCUGGCACUCAAAAUCGACCUGACUGAAGCCAGAGUGCAGGUGUGGUUCCAAAACCGGCGCGCCAAAUUCCGCAAGCAGGAGCGCGCGGCUGCGGCGGCCGCGGCGGCUGCCAAGUCUGGGUCCGGCAAGAAGGUUGACUCCAGGGACGAAGACAGCAAAGACACUAAAACCACCGACCCCGACAGCACAGGAGGACCAGGCCCAAACCCGGUUCCAACCUCCAACUGCGGCGGACCGAGCCCCACCGCAGGCCAAAUUAACACCACCGGCAACGGACAGGUGGACCAAGUGAAGACCUCGGUGUCCACCGGCAUGGGAGUGACGGCACCGAGCCAAGGCUGGGCCGCCGCGCCCGGCACCAUCACAUCCAUCCCGGACUCAUUGGGGGGGCCCUUCGCCAGCGUACUGUCCUCUUUGCAAAGACAGAAUGGAGCGAAAGCUACGUUAGUAAAAACCAGCAUGUUCUAAUGCAGCUUCUGCGCUGGGGAAGAGAAACAAACGGCGCAGAGGGAAAGAGGAGUUUCCUCCUCCUCCAGAGACUGAACUGAAGCCGAGGACAAUAAGAAGCAGAUAGAAAAAGGACGAACAGUUGUUUUAUUUUUAGGCCUUGUGCCUUCUCUUGUGUUCAGCAGUUUCCUGUAAAAUAUUCAUCUUACAAGUCAAAUAAGAUUAUUUUAUUCUUGAAACGAAUGCAGGUAUUCCACCCAUUUGAAAAAGUAAUCAACGUAAAAAGGAGGUAUGGGAGGUCAUACUUUCACCCUUAAACUGUAAGAAGACCACAUCAUUUUGAAACAGACCUCAAUUCAUUUUAAAACAGAGAAACGAUUCAAAUGACUUGGUCUGGUGGUUAUUUUUUGGACGGUGCGCUG
This is a messenger RNA of Nematolebias whitei (Rio pearlfish), 1259 nucleotides long. It is a transcript of the gene phox2bb, whose product is annotated as paired like homeobox 2Bb. Gene Ontology annotation, molecular function: DNA-binding transcription factor activity, RNA polymerase II-specific; RNA polymerase II transcription regulatory region sequence-specific DNA binding. The record is from RefSeq and is a predicted model, not a curated record. The coding region runs from base 1 to 858 and encodes 285 amino acids. The transcript has 3 exons. NCBI's taxonomy places the organism in Eukaryota, Metazoa, Chordata, Actinopteri, Cyprinodontiformes, Rivulidae. Gene Ontology annotation, biological process: regulation of transcription by RNA polymerase II.